AUGGCCACAUUGCUGAAUGCUUUCGGCCCUCUGCCCGCACUGCCAUCCUGCUGGUACGAUGCAGAGCAGUGCCUGCAGUCGAUGCCUUGGAAAGAGCGCCAGAUGAACGGCUGCUUUACCUUCGAGGUGUGCUGCAUCUUCGACGGACAUCUUGGAGAACGAUGCUGGCUUCCUGGUUCCUUGUACACCUAUGAACAUUGCUGUUCGCUGGCGAUCGGUUCUGACAAUCAGCGUCACAUCCCGCUCUGGCACUCCAAGCACGUGCUGGUGAAGCUUGAAGCGCAAUUUGCAGAAUCUGCAGCCUACAGGGAAAAAGGCCGCAUCCUGACACUUGACCAGGAUGUACCUGGCACCUUUGAGGGGGAAUGGCAGAUUUAUCAACCACAAAACGUACCCCUGGUGCUGUGGGAGUCUGGCUACCUGAUGAUGCGCUGGCUGGAACAUAAAGCCAUGACUUCUGGCGUUUUCAGAGGCAGCCGUGUCCUCGAGCUGGGUGCCGGAAUCGGUCUUGCCGCUAUUACAGCCACGCUUGCUGGAGCAAAGGUGGUGGCGACGGAUGGCUCUAGCGAGGCGGUUCAGCUGAUUUCGAGGAACAUCGAAGCAAAUCUGGACAAUGAGCAGGCAGCGCGGAUCCGACCAGUACUCCUGGAUUGGACAACCAUCGUCCAAGGUGCUGCCAGGGACCCGAAGCUGGUGAAGAAGUUGGCCAUGCAAAGGCUCAGCGAUGCUGGCGUGUCGGGACCGUUUGAUGUUGUAGUGUGUGCCGCUCUUGGGUAUGUACCCGUCCAAACAUUUCAUGCGUUGCUCGGCAUCCUCGACUUACUCACCGACAAGGACACCAUUUUGUUCUGGGGCGCGGGAAAAGAUUUCAGCCUUCACUUGAACCAGUCGCGGAAUCACGACGAGAAGGCUGUCGAAAUGGACAAGGCAUUCAGGAUUCUGAAUGACUUGGGACCCGACCGACCUUCACAUUUGAAUCUUUUCGAGCUGCGACGCCGACCUUCCUGGAGAGGUGCGCCUGUGUUCCUGAUGAAUGAUGCAGAAACGAACUAG
Symbiodinium sp. CCMP2456 is the source of this 1053-nucleotide messenger RNA. The record is from the annotation of a GenBank genome assembly. NCBI's taxonomy places the organism in Eukaryota, Dinophyceae, Suessiales, Symbiodiniaceae.